AUGGAGACUUGCCACAAGUGGCUCCUGAUACGGUAUGAUUUUUCUAUAAUUAUUAAAAUAAAUGAAAUUUAUUUUUUUUAAAUAUACAUACACAUUGUAUAGGUGUUUUUAGAUUUUAGAGGAGGAACUAGUCAUUAACGACAAAGAUAUUAUUCGAGGAAAAUUAUUGGGUCAUGGAGCAUUUGAGUUUGUUUUCAAAGCGGUAUGUAAAGGAAAAAGCCCAAUCAUAUUAUACACAUUGCUGUUAAAAUGAUCCAACCUGUACCUUCAGGACCUAAUAGUUAUUUAAUUUAUAUCUGAUAAUAAUGAUAAAUCAUAACCAACGAAAAAUAAUUUUUUUUUUUUUUUUUAAUCGUUUAUUGGUGUAAUUUACAAUCUAUACAUAAUGGUACAAUAAGUAAAUGUGAAAAUAAUUAAAAGGAGGCGGUGAAAAAAGACAGUGAGUAGAAAUUUCUACGUGAAAGUUAAUUUAGGGGGGUUGUGUAUUAAACAUGUUAUGCUAUAUGUGCGUUGAGAAGAUCUCUGGGCCAUUCACGUUUGAGGCGUCUGUCUUAGAUGUCCGGAAGAGCAUUGGUAUGAAGUUGAGCNUCCAUAUUGGAGUGGAGUCGAAGAUAAUAUUUUAUAGCUGUUUGAUGGUAGGGAUUUGGAGGUCGUUGUGAAGAGCAAGAUUUGUGACAUACCAAGGGGCUUUAGCAAUUGUGCGGAGGCAGAUGGCUUGGAAUGCUUGAAUGGUUCUUGUGUUUGAUGGUUUAGCGGUUCUCCAUAGAGCAAUUCCGUAUGACCAGAUAGGUUGCAGUAGAGAUUUGUAGAGUAGUAGACGAUUGGAGAUGGGCAUGGUUGAUUUCAUGAGAGGCCUAAGGAUGUGUAAGCGGCUAUUUAAUUGUUUACAUUUGGUUUUGAGGUGGGGGCCCCAGGUGAGCCUUCUGUCAAACAGUAGACCAAGAUAUUUAACUUUGUUUGUGUGAAGGAUGAUUGCGUUUUCAUAUAUUAUGUAACGACAGUUUCCGGGGCAGAGGGAGAAAGUGAUAUGAGAGGAUUUGGAGUCGUUGAUCUUAAUUUUCCAUGAAUUGAACCAGUGGGAUAAGCUAUUCAGAUGGUUUUGAAGUAGGCCGUUUGCUUCGUGUGGGUCUUGACUGGAAGAAAGUAUUGCGGUGUCGUCAGCAUAUGUUCCAUAUGAAAAAUAAUUAUGGACCAAGUUUUAACAAUUUUCUCUGGACCCUUUCAACCAUCAUCCUUAGAAAAAGAUGGAUAGGUUACUAAAAACCAAAGCAUAUUCAAUUUUAGGUUAAACAGUAAAGUUUCUUGAGGGAGUUGUGUUUAUCUAAAUAAAAAAAAAAACAAUUUAUUCAUUAUAUAUAUUUAUGAGAAUAUUUCACCCCUAGCUCUAUGAGAGAAUGCAGUUUUGUUAUGAGUGAACUUGGAAGUUCCACUGUUUUGUUUGAUUUUAUAGCUGUAGACAGUAAUAAGUAUGCUUAUACUCAAAUUAAAUAUUUUAGUUAUAAUACAUGUAUACAAUUUAUGUUAGAACUUGUGAACUAUGGUGUGGAGAAAAUCAAGGUCAAAUAUCUGUAUACAUUAUAAAAGAAAACGCAACCAUAAAUUAUGAAGUUCUUGAACAUUUUGACACACAAUUUAUGUCUAUAAACAAGUCUCGUGGUAAUAAUUUAGUAUGGUUUUAUACACAUCCAAGUUAGUAAAAAUACUAUUUAAGGAUCAAAUAAUGAUCGUAAUUUUAUUUAUUUUUUUUCACACUGUAAUUAUUUUUACUUUGCAGGUUGUAUUGUUUAUCAAUAGGAUGUAGCUACUAGGACAAUAUUGAACAAAUUGGAUUGCUCAAAACUAAUACUAUUUUAAGAAAGUCUUAAAUCUAUUAGUGUAGAGGAGCGAUUGAGCCCUGGAAAAUGUCAGGUAUUAUUUUUAGAAGUUUAAUUUCAAUUUAAACUCACUAUAAUUGAACUCUUGGAAUUUCAGAUAAUUAGUAUAUGUAUGAAUUUUACCUAGGUACAGCUUGGGACUGUAUAGAGUAG
Messenger RNA from Cinara cedri, 2027 nucleotides. NCBI's taxonomy places the organism in Eukaryota, Metazoa, Arthropoda, Insecta, Hemiptera, Aphididae. The record is from the annotation of a GenBank genome assembly.